AUGAAACUUAUAGUAUGUAACGAACUUCAAAGUAUAGAUACAACAAAAGUUUUGAACUCAGAUGCUUUGAAGAGUCUUAUAACAGACAAAGUUGGAGUUGUUGAAAGAAAAUAUAAAGACCAAAGAGUUUGUGAAAAUGUUGCAAACUUCGUUAUGGUUUCAAACAAUGCUGUUCCGAUGAAGUUAGAAAGUUCUGACAGAAGAUAUGUAGUUGUCAGAACGUCAGAAGCUCAUAUGCAAGAUACAGAAUAUUUUGACGCUUUGUCAGAAACUUUGACAUCUGACUUUUACAACCACUUGUUCUCAUAUUUUAUGACAUUAGAUAUUUCAAAGUUCAAUCCAAGACAAAUUCCACAUACCGAAGAGAGACAAACAUUGUUAGAAGCAAACAAGAGUGUAUAUGAACUGUUCAUAGAUGAAACUGACUUUGUGUCAUUAGAUGAAAGGUCAUUGUACGAUUCGUAUAAACAAUAUUGUCAAGAAUAUGGUUAUAUGACAGCGUCUAAACGAACAUUCUUGGCAAAUGUCAAAAGUCUUUUAGAUGUUCAGAAUGGUGUAUAUACAAAGAAAAAUUUUUCUGAGUAA
Molecule: messenger RNA, 585 nt
Organism: Trichomonas vaginalis G3
Lineage: Eukaryota; Parabasalia; Trichomonadida; Trichomonadidae
Product: Poxvirus D5 protein-like family
Exons: 1
Coding region: 1-585 (194 amino acids)
Source: RefSeq, a predicted model, not a curated record